AUGACGUCGACGCGCCCCAUGCAGCACAUUGAGCGCGAGGACCUGUACACGAACCUCGAGCAGCGUAUCCUCUACCUGCACUCGUUUCUCGACUUUUCCAGCCGCGACAUCGAGGCACUCAUCACGGGCGCCAAGUACGUCAGGCAGCUGAUACCGGCCGUGGUCAACAUCGUGUACAAGAAGCUGCUGCAGUACGACAUCACGGCGCGGGCGUUUACGACGCGCAGCACGUCGUUUGAGGGCCCCGUCGACGAGGUGCCGGGCGAGGACAGCCCGCAGAUCCUGCACCGCAAGAUGUUCCUGCGCGCGUACCUGGCCAAGCUGUGCUCGGACCCCAGCAGGAUGGAGUUUUGGGAGUACCUAGACAAGGUUGGGAUGAUGCACGUCGGCCUCGGGAGGAGGCAUCCCCUGCACAUCGAGUACGUCCACCUGGGCGCCUGCCUGGGCUUCAUCCAGGACAUCAUGACCGAGGCCAUCCUGUCGCACCCGCGGAUGCACCUAUCGCGCAAGACGGCGCUGGUCAAGGCCCUCAACAAGGUCAUCUGGAUCCAGAACGACCUCAUGGCCAAGUGGCACGUCCGCGACGGGGUCGAGUUCGAGGCGGUCGGGGACAGCGAGGCCGCCGCCGCUGGCCUGGACAUUGAGAUUGAGCCCGAGGGAUACCUGCACGGCAGGAAGAUACUGGACGACGUUGACGAGGAUGAGGAAGAGAGAAAGGACGCGAAGCAGAUGCAGGAAGGAGAGGGGGAAAGGGACACAAAGAGAAACGGCGGCAGCGGCGGCGGUGUGCGGAAGGGGAGCCUACCUGAGGGCGUGUGCCCAUUCACCGGUCUGGCAGCCUCGCCGUCCAAGGUGGCGGCACCGGCGGGCAGGGCGAGGGAGAGGGAGAGAGCCGAGGCGGAGGCGGCGGCAGCUGGGCCAGUGACGGCGUAG
Messenger RNA from Purpureocillium takamizusanense, 933 nucleotides. RefSeq lists its product as uncharacterized. Bases 1 to 933 code for a protein of 310 amino acids. The transcript is spliced from 3 exons. The record is from RefSeq and is a predicted model, not a curated record. Gene Ontology annotation, molecular function: heme binding; oxygen binding. NCBI's taxonomy places the organism in Eukaryota, Fungi, Ascomycota, Sordariomycetes, Hypocreales, Ophiocordycipitaceae.